This is a messenger RNA of Vollenhovia emeryi, 1923 nucleotides long. RefSeq lists its product as uncharacterized. Gene Ontology annotation, molecular function: protein binding. NCBI's taxonomy places the organism in Eukaryota, Metazoa, Arthropoda, Insecta, Hymenoptera, Formicidae. The record is from RefSeq and is a predicted model, not a curated record. The transcript has 4 exons. The coding region runs from base 113 to 1432 and encodes 439 amino acids.
UCUCUUCGCGCUCGCUUACCAUCGGUCGGUGGCGGGAGUUGUAUCGGGGAAUUUUGAGCGUCCUGUACGUUUAUGUUUACCUUUUUGUGUUACAGCCGCGUUGAAAUUCGUCAUGGACAGCGAUUAUUAUUCCACCGUGUACACGUGGUUCGAGAAGUGUGGGAUCGUGUCUAAUAUCAGGACGCACCUGCGGCAGAACUUGGUGAACGCUUUGAAGCGCAAGGAUCUCAGGCUCUGCAAGAGCAGGGAGGCGAGGUCGGCGAAGCAGUACGUUUACGAUAUGUUGAUAGCCGAGUAUCUGUUCGGUCACAAUUACUCCUUCACCCUGUCGGUAUUCGCCAGCGAGGUACCGCUUUUGGUGAACUUUUGUAACAGCACGCCGCAGCAGGGCACCGUUGAUGACGCCGACAGAGACUGUGGUAGCAGGCAUAGCAAUAAGCUGCAGAGCGAUUACAUAGCGCACACUCUGGCAACUCUAGGCAUUGAUCCCAAUGGGCCCGAGGGCGAGUACAUUGUAUCAAAUUACGUGAACGGCGAGGCGCCGCUGUUGCUGUCCAUUCUGAGCUCAAUAGCCUCGCUUCUUGUCAACGCUCAGUCGUCAACUAGAAGGCCCAUGUAUGACAGAGAGACGCAGGCUAACUUGGUGUCGGAGGCGAAUCUCGCGGACGCAACAAAAGUACGGGCGAUGAAGAAGAGGAUUGUGCAGCAGAAGCAACUGUAUGAUGACGAACUGAAGAUGAAGGAGAGCAGGUUGAAGCAGCAAGCCGCAGUUAUAAAGCAUCAGCUCAAUUCAUUAAAUGCAAAAGUGGAAGAAGCACAGAAUUUAAUGCAGUCUUUGACCCUGAAAGAAAAGCAACUGAAGGAAAAGAAAGACAGCAAUACGCAAUGUCUCUUGCGGAAGGAAAUGGAACUGUCUAUGAAACAAAAUUUCUUGACACAAGAAGCUAACAGAUUGCAGAGAGAACGAGACAGCUACAGGAAGUUUGAGGGUGGUUUGAAAAAGCUGCAACGAGAGCUCGUUAAAAUGCAGAAGGAAAUGUCGCAAGGCACGGCGAACCAGUGUGCUCAGAACAACCUCCGGGACAUUCACGUGCAAACCGAUGCGGAGAACCGCACGGUAAUGGACGAGUGCAGGCUUCUGCAUAGGCAGAAGCUGGAGCUGACGAAUCUCGUGGAGAAGCAACGGUCGAAGAUAGAACAGAUCACGCAGCGCAGCGCUCAGCUAUCAUGCCAAUUAGAAGAAGUGCGUUUAUUGCAGCCGAUCGAGAUGCCGAUUUCCGUGGCUCGUAUUGUCGGUGCGAACACGAUCGUCAGUGAGAGUAGUUCUACGGAGGAUAUUCUUCAGGACGCCAAGAUGCGGCUAAAGCGCCUAGAGGAAGAGAGCUCCAAGGCAGAUCAGUAUUUUUGCAGCUUCGUUAGCACCUCUUCGUAGCGAAUAAGAAAUGCCAAGACAUUAUCGUUUAUUAAUUUAUUAUCAUUACUGCACGCACAAUUAUCAACCCUGCAAAUUACAUUUCACGCAUAUCACUUGCGAGGGAUUUAUUAUUCUUCGCCUAUGGAAGAAAAGACUGAAUUGAAUGAACAUAUAUCAAAAAGUAUCGGACAUUUAGAUAAUUUAUUUUAUAAAAUUGGAUGUUAAAACAUAUAAUAUACAAAUUACCGAUCUAUCUUUUUGCUUUAUUUUGAAUUCUACGUUUAUUACAUGUAACAUCAAACAUAGCAUAGAAAAUGUUAAGUCGAGCUCCUUUCCGUUGUUGUACAUCAUCUCCGUUUCGGGUCUGAACUCCUUCUGGUGCACUGGAGUUAAGGAUUAUACCGAGCACUUGUGCCUUCUCGUGCAUAGGAUAAAUCAUACAGUUAUUGAGUAGUUAAGGAUUUUCUCUUUUAAAAAAAAAAGGACGGUGAUAAUUGUAAUUACAAAGG